AGUUCCAAUGAUUUUCAGCGAAUGAUUUUUGUGACGAGGCGGCACACGAUACGGCUAUUGUAUCCCAUUACACACAUACUGCGGCCCGCAUGACGAACGCCCCCGAUCUCGCACAGGCAUGCUACACGUGGGGGGAGAGUAAAAUUAACUUGGUCAUUUAUUCAAGCAGCUAAGCUGCUACGCUCUUCGAUGCUGAUCCCAUUCAGAUCCUUAUCUCCACGAAACUAGAAAAACCCGGAGACGAGGAGGAGAGAGAGAAAAGCCGAUACAAAACACACAAUAAUCACAUCUUACAUGUCUUGAACGGUCGAACCCCUUCCAAAUCCAACCUAUAUUCAUAAAAAAAAAAAAAAAAAAAAAAAAAAAAAAAGUAAAGAAAAGGGGAAAAAAGGCAGAAAAUGCUGAGGAUUUUAUCAAAGAGAGCAGCUUCAGCAGCAGCAGUUUCCUCGAUUCCAUGGAAAAUUCCUCCUUCAAUCUUCCAAAAACGAGAAUAUUCCCUCGGAGUCCUCUCAGACGGCAUUGACAGGAACUCCGAUGCCUUCGUCCGCAACUCCGGCACCAUGCAAGAAAUCAUCACCCAACUUCAAUCCCACAUAGACAAGGUUCUUAGCGGUGGCGGUGCUGAAGCCGUGAGGAGAAACAGGAGCCGGAAUAAACUGCUUCCGAGAGAACGGAUCGAUCGCCUGAUCGAUCCUGGUUCGUCCUUCUUCGAGCUCUCUCAGCUUGCAGGUCACGAGUUAUAUGAUGAAUUCUUACCAUCAGGGGGAAUUAUCACUGGAAUAGGACCAGUGCAUGGACGGCUAUGUAUGUUUGUGGCCAAUGACCCUACUGUGAAGGGAGGAACAUAUUACCCCAUCACUGUGAAGAAACACCUUAGGGCACAAGAGGUUGCAGCACAAUGCAAGUUACCAUGCAUAUAUCUUGUAGACAGUGGAGGUGCUAACCUUCCGAGGCAGGCCGAGGUCUUUCCUGACAGAGAUAAUUUUGGUAGAAUAUUCUACAACCAAGCACAAAUGUCUGCCGAGGGUAUUCCCCAGAUUGCUCUUGUUUUAGGUUCUUGCACAGCAGGAGGUGCUUAUAUACCAGCGAUGGCUGAUGAAAGUGUCAUGGUCAAAGGCAAUGGUACAAUAUUUCUAGCAGGACCUCCUCUGGUGAAGGCUGCUACAGGGGAGGAAGUCUCGGCAGAGGAUUUGGGUGGUGCAACCAUGCAUUGUAGGACAUCAGGGGUUUCAGAUCAUUUUGCUCAAGAUGAACUACAUGGACUUGAAAUUGGGAGGAAUAUUGUUAAAAACUUGCACAUGGCUGGGAAACAGAAGAUGAUGGGUGGCUUGUCCAAUUUAUCCCCUGACUAUAAAGAACCUUUGUAUGAUGUAAAGGAACUUCGUUCAAUAGCACCAACAGAUCAUAAGCAGUCCUUUGAUAUCCGAUCAGUAAUUGCUCGCGUUGUUGAUGGAAGCGAAUUUGAUGAAUUCAAGAAGUUGUAUGGCACUACUCUAGUAACAGGUUUUGCAAAGAUCUUUGGACAACCUGUAGGAAUAAUUGGAAACAAUGGAAUAUUGUUUACUGAAUCUGCUUUAAAAGGGGCCCACUUCAUUGAGUUAUGUGCUCAGCGUAACAUCCCACUGAUAUUUCUUCAAAACAUCACCGGGUUUAUGGUUGGCUCAAGAUCGGAGGCAAGUGGUAUUGCCAAAGCUGGAGCGAAAAUGGUGAUGGCAGUUUCAUGUGCAAAGGUUCCUAAAGUAACAAUUAUUGUUGGUGGAAGCUUUGGUGCUGGGAAUUACGGAAUGUGCGGACGUGCAUAUAGUCCCAAUUUCCUGUUCCUAUGGCCCACCGCGAGAAUAUCUGUGAUGGGCGGAAUUCAGGCUGCUGGUGUCCUAGCGCAAAUAGAAAGGAGCACCCAAAAAAGGCAAGGAGUUGAGUGGAGUCAGGAGGAAGAAGAGAAAUUCAAGGGUAGGGUUGUGGAGGCAUAUGAGAGAGAAGGAAGCCCUUAUUACUCUACUGCAAGGCUAUGGGAUGACGGCAUCAUAGACCCUGCAGACACAAGGAAGGUAAUAAGCUUCUGUCUGUCUGCUUCCAUAAAACAUGUCCCAGAUGAGACCAAGUAUGGUGUCUUCAGAAUGUAAGUUAUUUAAGAUUCUGAAUAAAAAAACACUGCAUGUCAUCAUUC
Messenger RNA from Magnolia sinica, 2167 nucleotides. RefSeq names its product methylcrotonoyl-CoA carboxylase beta chain, mitochondrial. The transcript has 10 exons. Lineage: Eukaryota; Viridiplantae; Streptophyta; Magnoliopsida; Magnoliales; Magnoliaceae. Gene Ontology annotation, molecular function: methylcrotonoyl-CoA carboxylase activity. Gene Ontology annotation, biological process: L-leucine catabolic process. Gene Ontology annotation, cellular component: mitochondrion; methylcrotonoyl-CoA carboxylase complex. The record is from RefSeq and is a predicted model, not a curated record. Bases 399 to 2123 code for a protein of 574 amino acids.